AUGGAUGAGAAGUACGACGCCGUCAUUCUCGGCACUGGUGUGACCGAAUGCGUCCUCUCGGCGCUGCUCUCCGUCGAUGGCAAGAAGGUCCUCCACAUCGACCGAGGCCAGGUGUACGGCGGCGAGAUGGCCUCGCUCAACCUCACCCAGCUCUACGAGAAGUUCCGUCCUGGUGCCGAGCCGCCCAAGGACUGGGGCCGCGACCGCGAUUGGGCCGUCGACCUGAUCCCCAAGCUCAUCAUGGCCAACGGUGAGCUCACCCAGAUGCUCGUCCACACCGACGUCACCCGCUACCUCGAGUUCAAGCAGAUCGCCGCCUCGUACGUCUACCGCGACGGCAAGAUCGCAAAGGUGCCCGCCACCGAGAUGGAGGCCGUGCGCUCCUCGCUCAUGGGCCUCUUUGAGAAGCGCCGCGCCAAGAAGUUCUUCGAGUUCAUCCAGAACUGGCGCGACGCCGACCCCGCCACCCACCAGACCCUCGACCUCGACGCCGACCCCAUGGUCAAGGUGUUUGACUACUUUGGUCUCGAACCCGGCACCAAGGACUUUAUCGGACACUCGAUGGCCCUCCACCUCGACGACUCGUACCUCCAGCGUCCGGCUCGCGAGACCUACGACCGCAUCAUCCUCUACACCUCGUCCAUGGCCCGCUACGGCAAGUCGCCCUACAUCUACCCGCUCUACGGCCUCGGCGAGCUGCCCCAGGCCUUUGCGCGUCUCUCGGCCAUCUACGGCGGCACCUACAUGCUCGACAAGCCUGUCGACGAGAUCGUCGUCGACUCGGACACGGGCAAGUUUGUCGGCGUGCGCAGCGGCGACGAGACGGUCAAGGCCGACAUGGUCAUCGGCGACCCGAGCUACUUCCGAUCCGGCGUCAACGGCAAGGACAAGGUGCGCGAGACGGGCAAGGUGGUGCGCGCCAUCUGCAUCCUCAAGCACCCCAUCCCCAACACCGACAACUCGGACUCGGUCCAGCUCAUCAUUCCGCAGAACCAGGUCGGCCGCAAGCACGACAUCUACAUCUCGGGCGUCUCGAGCGCCCAGAACAUCGCCGCCCGCGACUUCUACGUCGCCCAGGUCUCCACCAUCGUCGAGACCGACAAGCCCGAGCUCGAGCUGCGUCCCGGUCUCGAGCUUCUUGGCCCCAUCCUCGACAAGUUUGUCUCCAUCAGCCCGCUCGAGGAGCCCAUCGAGGGCGGUAAGGAGGACAACAUCUUCAUCACGCGCUCCUACGACGCCACUUCGCACUUUGAGACCGUCGUCGAGGACGUCCACGACGUGUGGAGGCGGAUGACCAACGGACAGAAGCUCGUGCUCAAGAAGCGCGACGACUCCGAGGGCGCCCAGGUGCAGGCUUAG
Messenger RNA from Moesziomyces antarcticus, 1359 nucleotides. Its product is annotated as rab GTPase activator. The record is from RefSeq and is a predicted model, not a curated record. Gene Ontology annotation, molecular function: Rab GDP-dissociation inhibitor activity. The transcript has 2 exons. Gene Ontology annotation, cellular component: cytoplasm. The coding region runs from base 1 to 1359 and encodes 452 amino acids. Gene Ontology annotation, biological process: vesicle-mediated transport; small GTPase-mediated signal transduction; protein transport. Lineage: Eukaryota; Fungi; Basidiomycota; Ustilaginomycetes; Ustilaginales; Ustilaginaceae.